AUGCAGACAACUACAUCUUUUUAUCGUUUAAGUGGUUCAGGUUUAAAAAAUAAUCAACGAGACGAUGAAGGUAAUGACGAACGUGGUGGUACAAAUCUUCGUAACCCGAAACAUUGUCCAAGUGGUGUAUAUGUUAUGCCUUCCGAUAAUUUCUAUACUUGGUAUGGUGUUUUGUUUGUUCAUAAAGGAUACUACAAAAAUGAAAGACCACCAGGAGUUCAAUUUAUUUUGGAUUUAAUAAACAAUGAAGUACCAUUUCAUCCUCUUAUUGAUCCAGAAACUGGGAAUUUUUCGUUAACUCAACAAUUUAAAGAUUGGGCACCACAUAAAUAUUAUAUAUUUCAUAUCCUUCAUUAUCUCAAGAAAUCAUUUAAGAAAGGUGUUUUGGAUAAUUUAUCAAAGAAACAUUGUCCAAAUGAAAAAGCCUUUACCACAUACAAAGAGAAUCCCAAACAAUUUGAAAAUAUGGCCAAACAAUGUUCAAAGUUAUCAACCUCAGAAACUCUUACUGAGAGAGAAAGGCCUAAUCAUACUUCACGUCGAACAUAUUCAGUCUCUUCUAUCAAUUCUUUUGUACCUUCUCAACAGUGA
Messenger RNA from Diversispora eburnea, 591 nucleotides. The record is from the annotation of a GenBank genome assembly. NCBI's taxonomy places the organism in Eukaryota, Fungi, Glomeromycota, Glomeromycetes, Diversisporales, Diversisporaceae.